UUUAAUAGGAAACUAAUUUACAUACCUUUUCCUGUUUCUGGCCUUACUUUAGCAAGAGAUAUACAUACAAAUCGCAUUAAUAUUUUAUAUAGGCUACGACGAAAUGGCAGAUAAAGUCUUGGAACAACUUCGGAUUCAACUGAAGGAUGGUUUGACUGAGGCCGUCAUCAAAAAUUUGUUGGAUGAUCUUCAGGACAAGAAGGUCUUAGGAAAUGAGGAGAUUGAAGAAAUAGUGCAGAAGACCAAAACACGAGCUGAUCAAGCUCGAGAUCUGAUUGAUGGUGUGCGUAGAAAGGGGAGCGAAGCAAGUGAAAUUAUGUUAACAUGCUUGAAGGACAGAGACAACUAUCUUUACAAAAACCUGAACAUAGACCAUUUAGCAAUUCCUGAAAGAGGAGCGACCUCCAGUCCACCAACACCACAAAGUACAACAGACAAACAAAAUGAUAUGAUCUAUGGAGAUGAGGUGUACAACAUGGACAGUUAUCCACGUGGACUGUGUGUAAUUAUUAAUAACGAGAAAUUUGCAGACCGAAAAGAACGAAAGGGAUCCCAAAAAGAUGUUGAUUCUCUGAAGGCCUUAUUUGAUUUUUUGGGCUUUCUGGUUGAAGUUGAGACAGACAAAACUGCAGAUGAAAUAACAGCCCUCAUGGCCAAAUACAGUAACGAUGGUCCUCAUGGAGACUGCUUUGUCUGUUGUGUACUGAGUCAUGGUGAUGAGACUGGUGUCGUGGGAUUUGAUGGGCAAAUAUGUCCACUGAAUGACAUCACCUCCCCAUUUGAUGGAGUUAACUGUCGUGCUCUUAUUGGCAAACCGAAAGUCUUCUUUAUCCAGGCAUGCAGAGGAUGUGAAAUGCAGAGUAAAGUGGUUGCAGAUGGAGCUGGUCCCAGUCGUAACCAGAAAUCUGGCAAAGUAUACAGCAUUGCCAAAGAUUCAGAUUUUCUGAUUGCCCUGUCCACUGUGGAGGGAUAUAUGUCAAUCCGUGAUCCAUCCAGUGGAUCAUGGUUUAUACAGUCCCUUUGCGAGCAUUUAAAAAAAGGAAGUGAACAAGGCCAGGACAUCUUGAGGAUCCUCACUAAUGUCAAUAACGAUGUAAGCCGUAAAGAGGGCAAAAUAAAAAUAAAUAAAGAUAUAGUAGAUGCAAAGAUGACCCCUCAGCCCAAAUUCACCUUGAGGAAGCUUCUUAUUUUAAAACCACCAAAGGGAAAAAAACAGGCUGAACAUCCUCAUCCUCCACCGAAGAAGAAGAGGAAAUCUUAACAUUGACAUUCUAGAGAAGUCUAUAGUAUUAAUCUAUGUUUCCAUGAAUCUUUGUUAUAUUGGAUUUUAAAAAUAUGUGUACCACAGAAAAGUGGAGAACCCCUGUUUUGAAUUUUUUUUUUGUUUUACAAAUGAACCCCGUUUCAUUUAAGACAUUGUGUUUAAUCACAUAACUUUCUUUAAUUUCUUUAAUAAAUAACAUCAAAUG
Carassius auratus (goldfish) is the source of this 1469-nucleotide messenger RNA. RefSeq names its product caspase 22, apoptosis-related cysteine peptidase (gene casp22). NCBI's taxonomy places the organism in Eukaryota, Metazoa, Chordata, Actinopteri, Cypriniformes, Cyprinidae. Gene Ontology annotation, molecular function: cysteine-type endopeptidase activity. The coding region runs from base 104 to 1261 and encodes 385 amino acids. Gene Ontology annotation, cellular component: NLRP3 inflammasome complex; AIM2 inflammasome complex; IPAF inflammasome complex. The record is from RefSeq and is a predicted model, not a curated record. Gene Ontology annotation, biological process: regulation of apoptotic process; proteolysis; regulation of inflammatory response. The transcript is spliced from 7 exons.